Molecule: messenger RNA, 889 nt
Organism: Tyto alba (common barn owl)
Lineage: Eukaryota; Metazoa; Chordata; Aves; Strigiformes; Tytonidae
Product: scale keratin-like
Exons: 2
Coding region: 79-444 (121 amino acids)
Cellular component (GO): intermediate filament
Molecular function (GO): structural constituent of cytoskeleton
Source: RefSeq, a predicted model, not a curated record
CUCUGCCACGCUCUCCCAUCCACUGCUCUGGCCACCUUCUCCUCGGGAAACAGGAGCACCGUCCGAUCCCACACAAAGAUGUCUUGCUACGACCUGUGCCCACCGAAAACCGGCGUCGCCGUCCCCCAGCCCAUCGCCGAGAGCUGCAACGAGCUGUGCGCCCGGCAGUGCCCCGACUCGUCGGCCUUCAUCCAGCCGCCCCCCGUCGUGGUCACCUUCCCCGGCCCCAUCCUCAGCUCCUUCCCCCAGCAAGCCGUGGUGGGCUCCUCCGGAGCACCCGCCUUUGGGGGCUCCCUGGGGCUGGGGGGCCUCUACGGCGCUGGGGCCACGCUGGGCUCGGGGGGCCUCUGCACCUUUGGCAGAGCCUACGCUUCUCCCGCCUGCAGCCCUUGCGCGCUGCCCCGCUACAGCAAGAAGCUCUGGGACACCUGUGGGCCCUGCUAGACCCAGCCCAGACCCACAGGCCACUGGACCCCAGCCCAAACGCCAACACCACCCCCCGUGCAGGGCUGAGCCGGCGGGCACGAGGCACUCAGCGCUGCUGAGCAGCCCCAGCCCCAGCCAGGGCCUGGGCAGCUGCCAGUGCCGCACACCCUCGCCCCUUCCCUGCCCUCUUCUCCUGCCCUCUGCUCUCCUCCCCUCCCUUCUCCUCCCGGCUCUCGCACGGGGCACCACCUCCACCCGAAAUGCUCUGCCGGGCUGCACGGCCAAGCCCUAGGGGAUCUGCAGUGCCGCACCAAGGGGGCAUCCGGAGCGACAAGCCAUGCUGUAGGAAAGAUCCCUCUGCCUCCCCCAGCACAUGGCAACCAGACGAUCUGGCUCUUGCCCACCGUGUCUCUGAGAGUCUCUCCUGCCCCUCUUGGGAACAAUAAAACUUUCCUGCAUCCAA